GGCAACUGCUGUGAGAGUCCCAGAGGUGGCCCAGUUUAUGUCUCUCCCUCCAUCCAGCACAAUGGCUUCAGCGGCACCACCCGAACCCUCUUUUCUUUGGGGAGGAGUAGAAACAGCUUCGAAGCAGCCAUCUCAGGUAAGGGAAAGAUAAUUGGGGAUACACAAAGCAGACAGUGCGGAUGCUUCCCCCUGUCUUGAACUGUGAAAUAUUUCAUUAUUUACUUAUUAAAUGUGUGUACUUCCUGUCAUCCGACGAUCACGGGGCAGCUCACAACAUAAAAAUACCGUAUUUUUCGCUCUAUAAGAUGCACCAGACCACAAGACGCACCUAGUUUUUGGAGGAGGAAAACAAGAGAAAAUAUAUUCUGAAACUCAGCAGCCAGAACAGCAAGAGGGAUCACUGCGCAGCGAAAGCAGCAAUCCCUCUUGCUGUUCUGGCUUCUGUGACAGCUGCGAAGCCUGCAUUCGCUCCAUAAGACACACACACAUUUCCCCUUACUUUUUAGGAGGGAAAAAGUGAGUCUUAUAGAGCAAAAAAUAUGGUACAAAACGAGAACACAAUGUCUCAGUAACUGUUAGUGAGUUGGUUCGUCAAAACCUGUUUGAAAGGCGCAGAGAUGGCAGCGGUGACUCCCUCGCCGGGCUAUGUGGCUUUGGUGGCUCGGCUAGCUGAGCUGAAGAAAAAGGUAAAGGUACCCCUGCCCGUACGGGCCAGUCUUGACAGACUCUAGGGUUGUGCGCCCAUCUCACUUAAGAGGCCGGGAGCCAGCGCUGUCUGCAGACACUUCCGGCUCACGUGGCCAGCGUGACAAGCUGCAUCUGGCGAGCCAGCGCAGCACACGGAACGCCGUUUACCUUCCCGCUGGUAAGCGGUCCCUAUUUAUCUACUUGCACCCGUGGGUGCUUUUGAACUGCUAGGUUGGCAGGCGCUGGGACCGAACGAUGGGAGCGCACCCCGUCGCGGGGAUUCGAACCGCCGACCAUGCGAUCGGCAAGUCCUAGGCGCUGAGGUUUUACCCACAGCGCCACCCGCGUUCCAGCUGAGCUGAAGAAGUGUGGGGCAAACAGCCCCGGGUGAGGCCUUACCGGCCCCUGGUGCUGGCCAGCCAGGUCUCCAUCACAGAGAUGUCGUUAAUGAUGGCCUCUUGGAAGUAGAAUGUGUUCAGUGAUGUAACUUGCGCCCAAGAGACCCAGACAUUCUUCAACUGCGCUGCAAAGGCGGAAGCAGAAUGCAAGGUAAAGCUUCGACAAGAAUCUCUGGGCCAGUCGGGGAAACUUGGUUCAAAACAAAUCAAUCAAUUACUGAAAAGGUUUCCAAAUAUCACACACAAUUAUUAAAGAGAAUUGCUUCCCCCAGUAUCUGUGGACACUCGGACUGGAUUUUGAAGAAACUCACUGCUUGUUGGUCUUUCAAAUGGAUGGGAAAUGCUUUACUGCAUUUCAUACUGAUUUUUUGGAAUAAAACUUCCGUUGAGAUAAGAUGAAGAAGACCUAAAGUUUCCUUGGAUACGAAGAGAAGCUACAGCAGUUAUUUGGCCAGAAGAACUUUUGCUUGAAACGUUCUUCAAUUAGCAUCAAUUUUGAGUCUUCAGUGAAAUAAAAUCUUUUGUGAAAUCCUAAAAAAAACCAAAAAACCUGUUUGAAAGUUACAUACGCUUCAGGUUACACACUCCGCUAACCCAGAAAUAGUGCUUCAGGUUAAGAACUUUGCUUCAGGAUAAGAACAGAAAUCGGACUCCCGCGGCGCGGCGGCAGCAGGAGGCCCCAUUAGCCAAAGUGGUGCUUCAGGUUAAGAACAGUUUCAGGUUAAGAGCGGACCUCCGGAACGAAUUACCGUAUUUUUCGCACCGGACAAUAGGACGCACUUUGUUUCAGAGGGGGGAGAACAAGAAAAAAAAAUUUCCCCCCUCUCUGCCCAGCGCCCCUUCAGUGAAGCAGCAGGAGGCGCUGCACAGAGAGGGGGAGAACUUUCCCCCUCUUGUUUUCCCGCUCUAAAACAAGGUGCCGUUUAAGGUGCGUUCAGGCGGCUACCUUGGAAGCCUGGAGAGCGAGAGGGGUCGGUGUGAUCUGACCCCUCUCGCUCUCCAGGCUUCAGGUUCCUUCGACCUGCUCUUUGGGGCUGGCGGGGAAGCCCACCACCAGCCCCAAAGAGCAGGUCAGGGAGCAGCGGAAGGCGCAGCGGAGAGGCUCCUGCCAUAGCCGCGUGUCACCUCUCCAGCCGGGAGAGGGUCGCAGGGCUAUGGCUUCUUUAGCCCGCCGCACUCUCCCGGCUGGGGAGGUGACGUGCAGCUAUGGCAGGAGCCUCAAUAGCCGCGCGUCACCUCUCCAGUCGGGAGAGGGUCGCGGGGGGCUGCUUUAGCCCCGCGCGCGCACUCUCCCGGCUGGAGAGGUGACACGGGGCUGUAGAGGUUCCUGCCAUAGCCGCGCAUCACCUCUCCAGCCGGGAGAGGGUCGCGGGGCUAUGGCAUCUUCGCUCCAUAGGACGCACACACAUUUCCCCUUCAUUUUUGAAGGGGAAAAAGUGUGUCCUAUAGAGCGAAAAAUACGGUAAAUACUUAACCCGAGGUGCCACUGUAACUGCUUGUUAAGACAAGGCUGAACUUUGCACAAGCAUGCUGGAUCUGCUACAGAAAGGGCUGUUCUUCUGUAAACUUGAUAUCUCUUUAUCUUUAACAAUGUUUCCCAGCAGCUUCCCCAGAAUAUUGGUUAAGCUAACUGGCCUGUAAUUUCCAGGAUCCCCACUCCACACCCACACCCACAAGAUAUUGAAGAAACCAUAUUUUAUUCUUUUUCUCCAGGGUUUGUCGAGCUUCCAGGCCCUCUUGGCCUUUGAGGAGGUGGCUGUGUUUUUCACAGAGGAGGAGUGGGCUCUGCUGGAUCCUGGCCAAAGAGCUCUGCACAGGGAAGUCAUGGAGGAGAAUUACGAGAUGGUGGCCUCUCUAGGUAAACACCAUGUGUUUUAUUUCCAUGACUGCUAGUGCUAGAAGGUUUGAAAUCAUUAUUUGGGCACAGUUGGGAGGCUGUUAUGAGAUGGGUCCUGGACCAUGUGCUCUGGAUGUUUGUUGAUUUAUAAGCAGAAGAUGCUAGAGCAGGGGUCAGCAAACUUUUUUUAGCAGGGGGCCGGUCCACUCUCCCUCAGACCUUGUGGGGGGCCGGACAAUAUUUUGGAAAAGAAAAGAAAAAGAACGGAUUCCUAUGUCCCACAAAUAACCCAGAGAUGCAUUUUAAAUAAAAGGACACAUUCUACUCAUGUAAAAUCAUGCUGAUUCCUGGACCGCCCGUGGGCCGGAUUUAGAAGGCGAUUGGGAUGGAUCUGGCCCCUGGGUCUUAGUUUGCCUACCCAUGUGCUAGAGGGGUAAAGGAUCAGGGAGCAACUGAUAGGAAAGACAUUUCUCUGCCCAAUAUCCUGGAGAUCUGCUCCUAGUUUGAGUGGUCAGUGCUGGGCCUCAAAAGACAAAGAGUCUGACAUGCAGCUUCCUGUAGCCUUAGAGGGUUUUUGGAUCAUUGGAUGCCAACACUUAAAAUGUCUACACUUAACGUCUUAUUUCGGCGCCUUUCAACGCCAACAAAUUUAAGAUCAAGAUGAGGAAGAGUUUGGAUUUGAUAUCCUGCUUUAUCACUAGCCGAAGGAGUCUCAAAGCGGCUAACAUUCUCCUUUUCCUUCCUCCCCCACAACAAACACUCUGUGAGGUGAGUGGGGCUGAGAGACUUCAGAGAAGUGUGACUGGCCCAAGAUCACCCAGCAGCUGCAUGUGGAGGAGCGGAAACGCGAACCCGGUUCCCCAGAUUAUGAGACUACCGCUCUUAACAACUACACCACACUGGCUCUCACUACAUCACCCCUAAAUAUAUUGUCAUAUGUUACAGGGCAUACUAAUUUGGAAAACCCUGUCAAAUCCUUUUUACGAGUUGUAUUUUUGAGGUUUGGAAAAGGUGAGAUAAAAAAACUCCUUCCCAGUUUAUCCUUUGCAUAACCAGUGCAAAAACAUCUUUCAAUCAACCUGCCCCACUCCUUUUAAUAUAUGAAUCAUAACUGAAUCAUAAACUGGAAAUUAAAAUGAGGCUGCAAUCCCACAAUGCUCAUUUCAAUGUAGUCUCUGAAUAAAUAAAAUAGACAAGGGGGGGACAUGUUUACAAUGGGAGCAUUAACGUGCAAUGUAUCAUUAUUUCAGCUUCAGAGCUGUGAUAUUAGAGAUAUCUUUCCCCCCCUGCUGCCACCAUGAAUCAAUUGCAAAUCCAUUCUCACAACACUGAAAAGUGUAAUUUUGGGGGGAUAUACCACUGAAUCACUUUUGGGUGAGAAGGAAUGGCUCCAAGGGUGAUUUUAAAAAAAUAUUGUGUGAUAAAAUGAAGGAAAGCAUUGGGGUUUGUUAAGUUCUCCAGUAUCAUUUCCAAAAAUAGGUCACACUGAGCUUCAGAUCCAGUGAUCACAUUUCCACAAGUGCCAGACUGAUCCUGCUGUGACCAUACAGCCCUGUCCUAUCUGUGGCGCAGCAAUUAUAAUAUCAAAAUUAUCCCUCUUUUUUUGGCUCAAUUUGGAUUGGCUGAAUAUUUUGCGUUCCAGAGUAACUAGUCUCUUCUGUCUCCUUUGCAGAAUUGGACCUCCGUUCCUGUCGGGAAGAAGGAGAAGGCCCGUUCAUUCAUGAUCCCAAAGAAGUGGUGAUAUCAAUAGGUAUCUUAGAUGUCUUAUGGGGCAUUUUGGAGGAAGGAUUUUUCCAUUCCUGUGUAAUAUCAUCCAGGGCAGAUAGACCCAGUGGGACUUAGAGGGGGAUCAGACAAAUUCAUGGACGAGAAAGCUCCCAAAGGCUACUCGUUAUGAUGGCCAUGAGCUUGCUACCUCUGGAAUCAGGACAACAGCACGAGAAGACUGUUAGCUUCCUGCUCUGUGGGGAUGCUAUACUACAGUAGUGGCCAAGCUUGGCCCUCCAGCUGUUUUGGGACUACAGUUCCCAUCAUCUCUGGCCACUGGUCCUGUUAACUAGGGAUGAUGGGAGUUGUAGUCCAAAAACAGCUGCAGGGCCAAGUUUGGCCACCAAUGCUCUACUAGAUAGGCUUUUGGCUUGAUCCUGUGGGAAUCUUCUUGUAAAGAUGUCUUCCAGCUUACGGUUUCCCUUCCACAUGUUGAGAUAUUCCCCAUAUUUAGAAAUAUGGCUUGGCUUCCACCAUGCCUGUUCACAAAUACCAGGUUGGUCCUGCUAGAUCUACAAGCCCUGCCCUAUGCAUUGGCAGAAGAUCUAAGAACACGCCUUUCUCUGCCAUUUUUUAAUCCCUUGAAAUUCACACAUGAAAUUCUCUGCCUUCCCCCCACCAGAUGAUUGGCAGAACGAUGGGAAUUACAGGGACUCAUCUGUGGUGUCUUCAGAAACAAUUAUGCGUGAAGCAGGGAAAAAGAAGUUUGAAACACGAAAGGAACACGAAACACAUGAAGGAAAAAAGUCAAAGAAUGAGAGGAAGAAAUCUUUGAUUUUUCAGGGUAUCGACGUCCAAGAACUCCUGAUACUACAAGAAGAUCCAAAAGAUAAAAACAAGAAAACAUGUCCAGACUGUGGGAAAACAUUUAGAUAUGAAUCGUAUUUGAAUAGGCAUCACAGAAUCCAUACAGGAGAGAAACCAUUUAAAUGCACCGAGUGUGGGAAGACCUUUAUACGGCAUUCUCACCUUAUUCGUCAUCAGAGAACACAUACAGGUGAGAAGCCAUUUCCAUGCAAAGAGUGCGGGAAGAGCUUCAGUUUCAGUAGUAGCCUUACGGAACAUCAAAGAACCCACACAGGGGAAACGCCAUUUAAAUGCAAGGAAUGUGGGAAGCGUUUCAGGCACAACAGUAGUCUUACCAUACAUCGAAGAACCCAUACUGGUGAAAAGCCAUUUCAGUGCAUGGAAUGUGGAAAGUGCUUCACCGACCGUAGUAGCCUUACUUCACAUGAAAGAACCCACACAGGAGAGAAACCGUUCCAGUGCAGGGAGUGUGGAAAGAGCUUCAGACAGCACAACCACCUUAUUAAUCAUCAGAGAAUCCACACUGGGGAGAAACCAUUUAAAUGCAAGGAGUGUGGAAAGAGUUUCAUUCAGAAUAUUCACCUUACUUUGCACCAAAUAACUCACAGGGGAGAAACCUUUUAAUUGCAUGGAGCAGUGGUUUUCAACCAGUGUGGCGUGGCACCCUGGGGUGCCUUGAAUGAAGGUCAGGGGUGCUAUGGGCAACACCUGCCUCUGUCCCUCUUUCCUUCCCUCUGUCCUCUCAUGCCCUCUCACGUUUACCUCCCCAAGGCUCGCAUGGCUGUUCGUUACAGCAGCCAUGGGUACAAGCUCUGCAGGUGAAUGGUGCCUCUGGGGCUGGCUAGGGGGUGCUAGGUGCCAGGAGCUGAGGUGGCCUCGGGGUAAGCAAGCAAGCAGGAGACAGAGCCCAGUCCACCAGCCCUUGCUGUUGGGAAUGAACAGACAAGUCCAAGGCCCGUGUGGGGGCAGUGUGAUUUAUCUUAACAGCCAUGAUGAAACAGAAACAUUUUCCUCCAGCACCAUCUCACUCCGGAGCAGCCUGCUGAAAUGGGUUUAAUUCUGCCCAGUUUGUUGGGUAUGGUUUCCCCCCCCCCCCAUAAAUUGGGGAAAAUCCUUUGCCAAUACAGUCAUACCUCGUGUUACUUUUGCUUCAUGAUACGUUUUUUCAGGUUGCGUCCUGCAAAGGGUUACUUCUGGGUUUUGUUGCUCGCGCAUGAGCAGACGUGCAAAAUGACGUCACGUGCAUGAACAGAAGCGGCGAAUCGCAAUCCACACAUGCGCAGACAUGCCGCUGCGGGUUGCGUUCUGCUCAUGUUGCGAACAGGCCUCCGGAACGGCUCCCGUUCGCAACCAGAGGUACCACUGUAUAAAAG
Podarcis lilfordi (Lilford's wall lizard) is the source of this 6869-nucleotide messenger RNA. Lineage: Eukaryota; Metazoa; Chordata; Lepidosauria; Squamata; Lacertidae. The record is from the annotation of a GenBank genome assembly.